GAGGUACGGCCUCCCGGGGACCUUCCAGACUGGUCGGCGCAAGCGAAGGGCGGGGACCACCGAAGGAGUGUGUGACUUAGGCAUCCAGCGCACUGCCUGACCCGAAGUACCGACCCGAGUUAUGCCCACCCUCCAACUUUGCGACGGAAAUGUGUCAUCGAAAGCCAGGUACACCAGGGGUUGGAAAAACCACACUAGGCAAAGAACUUGCGUCAAAAUCAGGACUGAAAUACAUUAAUGUGGGUGAUUUAGCUCGAGAAGUCUGAUCAUCGGAUAUCAUGGAGUCUGGCAAGACGGCUUCUCCCAAGAGCAUGCCGAAAGAUGCACAGAUGAUGGCACAAAUCCUGAAGGAUAUGGGGAUUACAGAAUAUGAGCCAAGAGUUAUAAAUCAGAUGUUGGAGUUUGCCUUCCGAUAUGUGACCACAAUUCUAGAUGAUGCAAAAAUUUAUUCAAGCCAUGCUAAGAAAGCUACUGUUGAUGCAGAUGAUGUGCGAUUGGCAAUCCAGUGCCGCGCUGAUCAGUCUUUUACCUCUCCUCCCCCAAGAGAUUUUUUAUUAGAUAUUGCAAGGCAAAGAAAUCAAACCCCUUUGCCAUUGAUCAAGCCAUAUUCAGGUCCUAGGUUGCCACCUGAUAGAUACUGCUUAACAGCUCCAAACUAUAGGCUGAAAUCUUUACAGAAAAAGGCAUCAACUUCUGCGGGAAGAAUAACAGUCCCGCGGUUAAGUGUUGGUUCAGUUACUAGCAGACCAAGUACUCCCACACUAGGCACACCAACCCCACAGACCAUGUCUGUUUCAACUAAAGUAGGGACUCCCAUGUCCCUCACAGGUCAAAGGUUUACAGUACAGAUGCCUACUUCUCAGUCUCCAGCUGUAAAAGCUUCAAUUCCUGCAACCUCAGCAGUUCAGAAUGUUCUGAUUAAUCCAUCAUUAAUCGGGUCCAAAAACAUUCUUAUUACCACUAAUAUGAUGUCAUCACAAAAUACUGCCAAUGAAUCAUCAAAUGCAUUGAAAAGAAAACGUGAAGAUGAUGAUGAUGACGAUGAUGAUGAUGAUGACUAUGAUAAUCUGUAAUCUAGCCUUGCUGAAUGUAACAUGUAUACUUGGUCUUGAAUUCAUUGUACUGAUAUUAAACAUGCAUGCUGGAUGUUUUCAAGUUGUGUUUUAGAAAACUAAUAAUAAUGAGUAAACACAGUUACCAUACUUUUCAAUUGAAAUGAAGGUUUUUCAUCAGCCUUAAAAGUGUAAGAAAAAUAAAGUUGUCAUUCAUUCGA
Molecule: messenger RNA, 1273 nt
Organism: Homo sapiens (human)
Lineage: Eukaryota; Metazoa; Chordata; Mammalia; Primates; Hominidae
Gene: TAF9
Product: TATA-box binding protein associated factor 9
Exons: 3
Coding region: 279-1073 (264 amino acids)
Biological process (GO): chromatin remodeling; negative regulation of intrinsic apoptotic signaling pathway in response to DNA damage by p53 class mediator; DNA-templated transcription initiation
Cellular component (GO): nucleus; transcription factor TFTC complex; transcription factor TFIID complex
Molecular function (GO): RNA polymerase II general transcription initiation factor activity; protein heterodimerization activity
Source: RefSeq, marked validated